This is a messenger RNA of Monomorium pharaonis (pharaoh ant), 793 nucleotides long. It is a transcript of the gene Alr, whose product is annotated as FAD-linked sulfhydryl oxidase ALR. Gene Ontology annotation, cellular component: mitochondrion. The transcript is spliced from 2 exons. Lineage: Eukaryota; Metazoa; Arthropoda; Insecta; Hymenoptera; Formicidae. Bases 259 to 747 code for a protein of 162 amino acids. Gene Ontology annotation, molecular function: flavin adenine dinucleotide binding; flavin-dependent sulfhydryl oxidase activity. The record is from RefSeq and is a predicted model, not a curated record.
UAAUGGAACGACUCGUUCGCUGCGAGAGCGGCAGUCGUACAAAAAUUUCAAUAUUAUAAAGACAUGUCUUUUAUUGUCAUAAGUUCCUUCCGUUUCGAUUACAUCAUGUGUGAUUUGAACAUAUGGGUGCAGGGAUAAAAGGCAUCCCAAACGUAAAAAUCUUCGAUCUCGCGAGCGGAAAGAGAGGUUAUGUCGCACGUGAGAAGCGCGUUAAUUUGUUCACGGUGACACUUGAGGAUCUUGACGAGCCGUAUAAGAAUGUCGCAGGAGAAACCGUGUCGUGCUUGUGUGGACUUCCGAACAUGGGCGAAACGCCAGAAGGAGGUCUAUGACUCGGAGAAGGGAGUACAAAAAAAGCAGGACCAAACACCAAUUGGUAAGAAUGACGGUGACAAUACUCGUCGAGAGGAUUGUCCUUUAGACAAGGAUGAGCUGGGUUCGAAGACCUGGGCCUUCCUGCACACUAUGGCGGCAUAUUAUCCUGACAAACCAAGCGAGAGACAAAAGACUGACAUGAACAGUUUCUUUCACACAUUUUCCAAAUUUUAUCCCUGCCAGAUAUGUGCGGAAGAUCUGCAGGAGCAACUUAAACACACGCCGCCGGAGACCGGAUCCCAGGAGAAACUGAGUCAAUGGCUGUGUAGAAUUCACAACGAGGUCAACAAGAAACUAGGGAAACCAAAAUUUGAUUGUAAACUAGUAAAUCAGAGGUGGAGAGACGGUUGGUUGGAUGGUUCUUGUGAUUGAUAAUUAGCAAAUAAUAGUUUUAAAUAAAAUAGAACCUGAAGUACAA